CAGUUGCCCAGUCACAUACAUUAUUCUCAACAUCAGAAGAACGACAGAUGCAAACCAUGAGAUGGCCUUCAGGGGUAAAGUGGCCGACACGAGGACAGUGCUUGUGCACCUGCUGCUAUGCCUCGUCAUAUUCUACUCUCUCUACUACAUGAUUGGGAGUGUGUGUUUCGGCGCGUUCAGGUUGGAUCACUUUGAUGGACUUAUUCCCUUUGACUUUAAGACUGAACCAACCAAUUUGGAGUCCAACUCCAAAUACCUGGUGAACCUGCUGUCCAUGGAGUUGACCUAUUUCUGCAGUGGUCUGCUGUUUGCAGCCGUGGUGAGGAGAUGGGUCUGGGACUACGCUCUCACAGUCACACUACUGCACGUACUGCUCACCAGCCUGGUGAUGUUGGAGUUUCCCUUGGUAUGGCAGUGGUGGCUGGCCCUUGGCAGCGGGUUGUUUCUGAUGAUCUGUAACGGUCAGCUGAUAGCUUACUUCACCUGCCAGAGUGACCAGAGUUACCCCACCUUCAACAGCUACUGAGUACACACACACACACUGACUAGAGUUCUUUGCAGUCAGUCCGGUGGAAAUGGAGGGAAACCAAAUGUUCCUGUUGACUUGGUUACCUGUUUGAUUGUUGCACUUUGUUUCUGUUGGACCGGCUUCCCAGACACCAAUUGAGCCAAGUGAUUCUCCAAUGAGCAAGCUUUUGAGUCUAGGAAACAGCUCUUAUAUGUCAUAUCUGUAGUAUGUAAUAUCUGUAGUAUGUAAUUGAAUGUUAAUCUUAUGUCAGACAAUGUUAAUCAUGUAAUUGAUCAUCUUAGAAGUAUUAAACUAGCUGUAA
Oncorhynchus nerka (sockeye salmon) is the source of this 830-nucleotide messenger RNA. Its product is annotated as putative transmembrane protein 244. The coding region runs from base 62 to 526 and encodes 154 amino acids. The record is from RefSeq and is a predicted model, not a curated record. The transcript has 6 exons. NCBI's taxonomy places the organism in Eukaryota, Metazoa, Chordata, Actinopteri, Salmoniformes, Salmonidae.